Messenger RNA from Linnemannia hyalina, 1164 nucleotides. NCBI's taxonomy places the organism in Eukaryota, Fungi, Mortierellomycota, Mortierellomycetes, Mortierellales, Mortierellaceae. The record is from the annotation of a GenBank genome assembly.
AUGCCCUGGCUUUGUUCCCACGCGAUCGUCGCGGGGCACCGAGGUUUCCAGAUCAGCUCCGAGGCCUGCGCCUCCAGUCGGCAUCAGCCUGAUGUCGUACUCAAGGUUGAGUACCUGCCACCCAUGACCACUGUCUUUCCCAAGACGACACAGCUAUCAAGGGCCGUUGCGUCUGGGUAUCCUCCUGGGCACUCGCCGAGUAAAAGGGAUUCUGAGUUUGGCAGCCUGUGGGCCUUUGCUGUCACGUCCCAAAACGCCGUCAGUGCAGUUGAGGCGGCUCUUCAGCACCAGCCUGAUGCAGCUAUUCGUGAGGCCUGGCUUCGGGUUCCAAUCUACUGUCUUACAGGAGCUACGCUUGCAAGAGUCAAGGAGGUUGGGUUCGUGACUAUCAACCCAUCAGACACCUCUGGCUCUUCGUAUGACGCUGAUCCUGCCUCACCUGCACCUUCAUUCGACAAUGCUGCUCAAUUAGUCGACUUUUUGAUCUCCUUCAAAUGGCCCACCUCUGUCACUUCUGCCAGCAGCACAGUGCAAGUCAGCAACCAUUCUACGCGACACGAGACUGAGCCUACGAGCGAUGAUGCUGACCAGCCCUUCGUGGAUCCCACCUCUUCUCCCAAGUUGUGGUUUCUGACAGGCGAGACGCGGAUGAAGACCCUUGCUGAGAAGUUAUCCGCCUACCAACGAGCAUUCCAAGAGGUUGUUGUCUAUGAGACGGGACCACGACCUGGCUUUGAGGAAGAGCUGUCGCGGUGGUUCGCCGAUAAUCUAGACUUGCAUUCUGAAGACGACAUCGCAAGCCAUGGUGUGACUGAGCGUCGAGACGUUGAAGCACAGAUCAAAACGGCCACCGCGACAGACAAACCAACCAAUCUGUGGUUGAUUGGGUUCAGUCCUAAAGGUGUCGAUCUGACAGUACCGGUGUUGAACAAGUCCCUCGAGUCGUGCCUGUCUUCCACCUCUUCUUCCUUUUCAGCACCAGUGCAGAUCCAGUGGGGGUCAAUUGGGCCAACAACCGCGACUCGAAUUCAGGAACACCUCCUCGCUACCGCCAACAUAUCCAAGUCUAGAUCAAGGGUUUUUCUUUCUUCCAUCAUUGCCGUGGCCAAGGCACCCAAACCCACAGCUUUAGCAGAGGCAAUAGCAUCGCACCCUUCGACAUAA